AGGGAGGGAGGGAAGCCCAGCCCUGCCCUGCCCUGCCCUACCCUGGCGGCACAUGGCAGCAGAGUGCUCGGCUGCUCCGCAGGUUAACUAGGGCCGGGCUCCGGCCGGCGCACCCAGGCUCUCUCGGUCCGCCGGGUUGCCGCAGGGAUUAAAAUGCAGCUGGCCGCCUGCUUCUUUUUGGGCUGCGGUAUCUUCCUAGCUUCAGGAUACAACUCCUUCAGUAAGAGUAUGGAGACGAUAGGCAAGAAGCAGUACCAGGUUCAGCAUGGUUCGUGCAGCUACACCUUCCUCCUGCCCGAGACGGACAAUUGCCGGUCCUCCACUCCGUACGUGUCCAACGCGGUGCAGAGGGAUGCGCCGCUGGACUAUGAUGAUUCAGUUCAAAGACUGCAGCUACUUGAGAACAUCAUGGAAAACAACACUCAGUGGCUAAUGAAGCUUGAGAAUUACAUCCAAGACAGUAUGAAGAAAGAAAUGGUAGAGAUCCAGCAAACUGCAGUGCAGAACCAGACUGCAGUAAUGAUUGAAAUAGGCACAAACUUACUAAAUCAAACAGCUGAACAGACCCGCAAAUUAACAGAUGUUGAAGCACAAGUAUUAAACCAGACAACCAGACUUGAACUUCAGCUUUUGGAACACUCUCUUUCAACAAACAAACUUGAAAGGCAGAUUUCAGAUCAGACCAAUGAGAUAACAAAAUUACAAGAAAAAAACAGCUUUCUAGAAAAAAGAGUUCUUGAGAUGGAAGACAAGCACACACUUCAGCUGAAGUCAAUAAAAGAUGAAAAAGAUCAGCUUCAAGUCCUAGUAUCCAGACAGAAUUCUAUUAUAGAAGAACUAGAAAAACAGUUAGCUACAGCUACAGUAAACAACUCAGUUCUGCAAAAACAACAACAUGAUCUGAUGGAGACCGUUCAUAACUUGCUUACUAUGAUAUCUACACCAAACUCUAAAAACAACUUCAUAGCUAAAGAGGAGCAAAUCAGCUUCAAGGACUGUGCUGAAGCUUUCAAAUCUGGACUGACAACAAGUGGAAUCUACACUUUAACAGUUUCAAACACGGCACAAGAAAAGAAGGCCUACUGUGACAUGGAAACUGGUGGAGGAGGCUGGACAGUUAUUCAGAGACGUGAAGAUGGCAGUGUGGACUUUCACCGGACAUGGAAAGAGUACAAGAUGGGAUUUGGUGAUCCUGCUGGGGAAUACUGGCUGGGAAAUGAGUUUGUUUCUCAAUUGACUAAUCAGAAGCGUUAUGUUCUUAAAAUACACCUGAAAGACUGGGAAGGAAAUGAGGCGUAUUCAUUGUACGACCACUUCUCUCUAGCAAGUGAAGAAUUAAAAUACAGGAUUUACCUUAAAGGACUUACUGGGACAGCGGGCAAAAUAAGUAGUAUAAGCCAACCAGGAAAUGAUUUUAGCACAAAGGAUGCAGACAAUGACAAAUGUAUUUGCAAAUGUUCACAAAUGUUAACAGGAGGAUGGUGGUUUGAUGCUUGUGGUCCUUCUAACCUCAAUGGAAUGUAUUAUCCAUUACGACAGAACAACAACAAGUUUAAUGGGAUCAAGUGGUACUACUGGAAAGGCUCGGGAUACUCCCUCAAAGCUACAACUAUGAUGAUACGACCAGCAGAUUUCUAAAUGUUUUUGAAUUAUGUGAAUUGUAUAGUCUUCAAAGACUUAAUUUGCCAAGCAUAUAAACACACAUCUGCAACUUGUCUCAUUUUUCAAGCCCAGAAAACAUGCACUAGUCUUCUGAAGGGGUCAGUUCAGUACAAUUCCUGAAUUGCAAUAGCCUUGAUCAGCUAAAGCUGAUAUUAUUUAACCAGACACAAAGUCUAAAGCAUCAACUUGAUAUAACAGUGAUUUGGCCAAAUGACCAAAUAAAAAGAACAUCGAAGAAACUGGCAGACAAGGACUCUGUUUUACCAAUCAUUUAUGCUUGUAUGUGUUAGUAAGUAACUGGAACUGUGAAAAAAGCCCUAAAAUAGUUUUAGAAAUACGCGUUUUGCCUCACCACUGUACUUUAAACAUUAAUAUAAAACACUUAGCUAGAUCUAGAACUAUUUAUCUUUAUCUUUCUGUGUCAUGUUUGCCCUUUAUGUAUAUAAAAAAAUACUUUCCUGUAAUUAGCUCAAUACUGUAGUCAGAGAAUACAUUCUUUCUCUCCAUAAUCUCCUAAACAAUUCUUACAUUUAUUUGGGGAUUUUUUCCAAUAGCCUAUAUUAUGUUAUUUAACAGAGGAAAAAUAGCAUUUGAAUAGUUUGCAUUUAUUCUUGGGGAAAUACCAUGUACAAAACCCACCAUUUCUUUCAGUUUGUACUAUUACAGUAACUAUCUUUAAAUUACAAAAAAUCUCUAUAAAUUACAAUAUAGUAUGUAUUUCUUUAUAUUUUUAUGAAGAUUGUACCUUUUUUCUUCCCUUGUCAUUUACCUGUAAAAUAAUUGAUCAGUAUUCUACAAACUGAGACAACGGCAUUAACACCAGAUGUCCGGUUGUCUAUGACAAUCAUUUAUCACCUGGUGCUGUAGUAUAUCUAUAUGUUUUGUAAAAAUAACUUAUCUGAAAAACAUAUGCAUGUUCUUUGAUACAAUUAAAAUUAUGCUUAUGAUACAAAUUGCUACAUUUUAAAAACAGGAAACAAAAACCUGAAAGUAAUCUAAAAGGUCGCACUGUUGUUUUUUUCAGUAAGGUUAGGAAUUCUCCCUAAAAAUUCUCCGUAGGUAGGCCCUCAAUGUAUGCCACAAUGUGAAUAAAUUACUUUACUAGGUGAUCUUUGCUUUUUUUUCCUCCUCAUUUUGUUACUAUAUGCCUUAAAAUUGCGUACUAAACACUACAGUUCAGACUGAGAAGAUAUUUCUUCAUAAAUCACACAAAAUAAUUUUAUGGAGAUUUUUCCCAAAAUUAAGUUUAGCUUUUACUUCUCAUGCUUAGUCUUAGCCUUAAAGUAUUAUUUUUGUAAAACUUUACUUUCAGCAGAUGACUGAACUAGUUAAAAUGCAAGAACAUAGCCCAAAACAAAACAAAAUCCUCAGGCAGAAAAUUUCAGCAAGCUUAGUUUAACAAAAAGGGCAACAAGGCUCGUUAAAAGUCUAGAAAACAUGUCUUAUGAGGAACAGCUGAGAGAGCUGGGAUUGUUUAGUCUUGAGAAGAGGAAGCUCGGGAGGACCUCAUCACGCUCUCUACAACUACCUGAACAGAGGUUGUAGCCAGGUGGGGGUUGGUCUCUUCUGCUGCACCUGCAGUGAGGGGAAUAGAGGAAAUGGCCUUAAACUGAGACAGGGGAGACUCAGAUUAGAUGUCAGGAAAAAAAUGUCACUGUUAGGGUGGCCAGGCGUCGGAAUAGGUUGCCCAGGGAGGUGGUGGAGUCAUCAUCCCUGGAGGUGUUUAAGAGGCAUCUGGAUCUGGCACCGGGUGAUGUGGUUUCAGGGUUACAGUGGCAGUGCUGGGUUGACGGUUGGACGGGAUGAUCUUGUAAGUCUCUGUCAACCUUGAUGAUUCUAUGGUUCUAUCUUGAGAACAGUAAAUGAUUUUGAGAAAGAUGGAAGAAAACUUUCCAUUUUAUACUGACAGUCAUUAAAGCUGCUGUCAGAGAACCCCACCACUCACACCACCACCAUUCUUCACUAAAAAUGUGUCAUCAUUACUAAAGGAUAGCAGAUACAAAAAAAUAUUUCUAAUAUUAUUCAUGAUCUGAUUUUAGAUAAAUGUAAAGAAUGUAAAUUAACAGUCAUUGCCUGAAGACUUGCAAAAAUAGUGUACUUAAAAUUACUGUUUAAUAUUUUAUUGUUUUUCAUAGCAAACUUGUAAGGAUAUAUGAAUCCCAAACUAAAACAAAAUAUGUCAUAAAAUCGCUUUCAUGAAUUCCUAAGAAAUGUCUUAGAGAGCAAGUAGUAAAGGAGGUAGCAAAGGAGCUGUGCAUACCAAGAAGUACACAACACACAAAGAGAGGCCUAGAGAGUUGGCAUUUUUCAGGCUAGAGAGAGAAGGGGAAGAAGAGACCUUACUGCUGCCUAGAACUGCCUGAUCGAGGACACAGAGAAGACAGAGCCAGACUCUUCUGGGAGGUGCACCGCAGUGAGACAAGGGACAGGGACAAGAUGCAGCAAAUACAAGUUGGAAUUGGAAAAUGUAAAUUUUCUUUUUAAUUUAUUCACUCAUUACCACGAGGGUGGACUGGACGAGUCCCUUGGAGCAGAGUGCUGAACUAGGCAACCUGCAGAGGUCCCUGCUAAUCUAAAAUAUUUUAUAAUCCUGUGAAAUCUAAUAGAAAUGCUGAGUAUACAUUCCUGCAUUUCCUGGUUUGCUGCCUUUAAUUAGACAACUAAAGAAAAUGCUCCCAAUAUUUGUGAUACUAAGCAUAUCCACCCCAAUAAUCUACAGCAAGGAAAAAAAAAGCCAACAAAACCAAACAAACCAACUCCCAAAAAGCUUCUUAAAAACCAUGAUGGAAUCUGGCACAGUAUGAAUGCUCAACUUGGCAGAUGAAAAUAGUGCUAACUUCCAGUUGACAUUAAUUUUAUUUAUUUUGGAAAACAACAUUGUAUGACAAAAAUAAUUUAAUAUUGCAUGGCUAGUUUUGGUUUGUUGAAAACAAGUCUUUCUAAAGCUUAAGACUUUUUCAUGACUAUUCUGGGAAAGUGAUCAAAUAUAUUGAUGCAGAUAUUGAAUAGAUCACCUGUUUAUUGAGACUUUUUAAUUUUGGGGGAAAAUGGAGCAAUUUAUCAACACAAAUGUGAAAUUUUAGAGUGAAUCUGUUUUUAAAUGACAUUUUAUCUAAAGAGGAUUGCAUGGCUUCAACUGCAAACACUAAAGUGAAGUGAGAGGAAACAUUUCAGAAGGAAUGAAAUAACAGUAAACACUUGAUUUAUAACAAAAAUAAAAUUACUGUUUAAUUGAUUAGAACAUAUGAAGUACUGAUACUCGCAGGUCUGCACAGGUACACAAUGUCCCCAAUAUGCACACUUUUGUACUUGUUCCUGAUUCAGUAUUUGAGAAUGAUCAUUAGAGGCAGGAAAAAUGCUUCAUUUUUUCCUACUUAGCAGUUCUAGAAGGCCACAGUAAUUUUCCAUUGCCCAAGAAAUUUCUGGACCAAAAAAAUUGAGUCCAGGACCUGCAAGUCUUUCCAUUUGGCAAUAGCAUGCCUCUCCAUUUUAUAUACAAGCACAGGUAAAAAUAAAAUUAAAGUACAUUUAUACUUCAAUAAGAUCCUGGUUUAUUCAGAUGUUAAUUGGUGGAUCAAUUUUUUGCAUUUUCCAUGCAUACCAGAGUUUUUGCACACACUUCAAAAAGUAGUGGACAAAGGAGAAAAUAACUCCUUACAGUAUUUGCUUUAAAAAAUAUUUUUUUCUAGUAGGCUUUCUUGUUCACAAAACCUGUUUAGAGGGCCAGUCAUUUCCCAGAUAAACAAAAGAAGGCUCAGAAGCUUAAAGGACCAUUAAACUUACAGGAGCUGCAGGAAAGCUGGAUGAAAGCUCAUAUGGUUCCUCUGAAAUCCAAUGGCCCAGUUCCAAAGACCACAGAACCUAGAAUUAAAUAGGUAGUAAGUAGAGCUCUUAUAGUUUCUAAAACAACAAACUCUUUGAAUGUGUAAUUAGAAGUGACAGUGCUGUUGCAACAGUUGUUUGAUACUUCAUUUAUCCAAACCAAAGGAUUUGUUGAAAAAUCACGCAAUUGAAGAAGAUACAAAUUUUACAACUGAAACAAACCAUUAAAAUACUGGCCAUAUUUCUAUGCAUAGCUACAUUAAAAUUUAAAACCUUGUGAGAGUAUUAGAAAAUAGAGGAUAUUAUUUUCAUCACAAUACAUAGAAUUAGAACAAAGAUUCCAAAAGGGAAGUUAUACUACAUCAGUUCUGUUCUCUUGGUUCAGUCAAUCAUUGAACUUCAUGAGGUUUCUGUUAGCUCAUUUCUCCAGCCUCUCAAGGUCUCUCUGAACAAGAACACCCAUCUGGUGUUUGAAACGCUCUUUCACAGUUUUCUAACAUCUGCAAACUUGCUGAGGUUGCACUCUUCCCCAUCAUCCAGAUCAUAAAUGAAGAUGCUAAACAAUGGUGACAAGGAUUAUGUAACUAUUGCAUAGAAUAUACAUUACAUAUGUAAAUCAGCCUGCAAAGAAGGAAAACUCAAUUUCAUCCACUUUGGUCCCCUGCUCUGUCAAUGUCAUAUUCUAGAGCACAAAAAAAGGCGCAGAACAUUGACACUCUAGAAAAUACAUAAUCACUUGUGUUCAACUGAGCUCUGAAACACUGGAUCAAUAUGAUCCUUGGAGACUAGCAAUACUAACACUUUGGACUACUUUCAGACUUUUGUUCCCAUCAGCGCCAUCAGAAAAUUGUUAGUGGAAAAAACCUACUUAAAAUGGUUGUAUUUUUAAUUUCUGAAAGACUCUAUUUUUAUUUUUUUUUGGUAAAACUUUCCCAAAACUGCUUCAUCCAGCAUAUUUUUCCACACUGAUUUUCUAAACCGUUCUUCAAAACAAUUUACCAUAACUUGCAGUUGGUAGACUAUAAUAUUAAAAGCUCCCACAUAGUGUUUAGAUACUAUCCCUCAAUUGGUAAAAGCAUCAUCUUAAUGAGAAAAUGAAAAAGAGUGAAGUUUCUACAUUGGCUCUGUCCUUGAGUCAUAUAAAGGACAUUUUGCUACUAAUUUGUAGAUAGUCUAAAUUUAGAAGCACAUUCUGAUGGAAGACAAGAUUAUUUUCCUCAUUGGUUUUAUCAGUGGUGAGCCAUAAAGCUUCUUAUAUAGGUAAGAGACUGGUAAAUUCUUUGCCAGUUUUGUCCACUCAUUCCACUCAACAACUUUUCCCUUUAGAAGAUAUUUAAGCUUCACAACAUCCUUCCAGCAGUUGCCAUCUGGCACCUCUUAAAUACAAGUCAAAGCAAGCAAUGCUACCUACAAGUACCUACCCUGCUCUCCUAGAACAACAGAGAGUAUUAAGGGAAUAAGAAGCAUACAUAUACCCCCAAAAUGGGAUAUAUGGAAUUUAUCAGAGAGUAAAUCCCUGUUUUAGAAUAAUUCUACCUCUGUCACAUUUACCCUAAAUAGCUCUCUCACAUUUUAAAUAGAUGAUGGCUGUUUCUUACUGUUAGCACAGCCAGGCACCAUUAAACUGUCAUUAUUCACCUUAGAACAAGCUGAAUUUCAUCAGUGCGUGAAAUUAUUCCCAUACUUGUUUCACAAUAACUGAAAUACUCUGUAUUUUUCUUUCUUUUGGAAGAUGCCAUACAAAUCCAUAUAUUAUUAAUUUUAAUUAUAAAACAUUACCUCAUAAAAUUUAGGAACAAGCCUGUGAGCUAUUCCACUUGGAUAAAAACUGGUAUUGUAGAUAUUGAGCAUGGUAAAGUUAUCCUCUACAAUGUUAAAGCUCAUUGAUGAAAAAUUUUAAGCUGAACAGAGUGAUUAUAAACUAGCAACAUAAACCUUAUAAAAUGGCCUAAUUGUAUGUAGGAAAAUAAGUUUCUGUAAAGGACUUUUUUGCCCCAAAUCUAUUGCUACAUGAAGGAAAAUUCCAAACUCGUUUUCGAUAAAAAAAUUAUUUUCUAAAUUAAGUUCUAUAGUUUUCAGUUGAAAGCAGCUUAUGUCUCAUGACUUCCAGGGAAACCAGCAACUUUUAAUGUGAACUGCUACAAAAGCUGGUGCUUUGUGUGAUGUGACAAGACAUGUUUGACUUGUGAGGGGAGGUAUCUAAUUUUGCAGGUGACUAGAAGUGAACAGUGAUUUGUUGCUGGUAAUAAAAAGCAGCAUAUCUUCAAACUUAUUGUUGAACUUGAUCACAGAAUUCCAAAGAAUAUUAUGUUUUCUUUUAGAAGAUGUACAACCAAAUAUUUGAAAAUGAAACGCAUAUACAAAAAAAGAAAAUAAUUUCUACAGUCAUUAUAUCAUACCAAACAUAAAAAUAAGAGUUAAGCACAUUAAUAAGUCAGUGACAUUUAACAAAUAUUCAAAACUCAAUAAUGCAUUUCUGUGUUCAGCUAAGUAUAGUAACUUCUUAAAAACAUACAGACUGCAAUUUAGGAUUGUAAAUUAUAAAUUUUAAAGUGGUAGCUGUGUGUAUUUUUUACAAUUACUUUUAGCAAUUUAAAGUAAGAAUGUUGAAGUCUGUGAGCUUUAUAC
Messenger RNA from Chiroxiphia lanceolata (lance-tailed manakin), 8112 nucleotides. It is a transcript of the gene ANGPT2, whose product is annotated as angiopoietin 2. NCBI's taxonomy places the organism in Eukaryota, Metazoa, Chordata, Aves, Passeriformes, Pipridae. Gene Ontology annotation, biological process: Tie signaling pathway; angiogenesis. The record is from RefSeq and is a predicted model, not a curated record. Gene Ontology annotation, molecular function: receptor tyrosine kinase binding. The transcript has 9 exons. Bases 154 to 1638 code for a protein of 494 amino acids.